This is a messenger RNA of Symbiodinium natans, 945 nucleotides long. The record is from the annotation of a GenBank genome assembly. Lineage: Eukaryota; Dinophyceae; Suessiales; Symbiodiniaceae.
AUGCUUGUCGUGGCGCUGCUGCAUGUCCUUUGUGUGCAGGCAUGGGCUGACCCAGCGAGCCACUGGCCUUGGCCAGCUUUCAAGCCGUUGGAGGGCGGCAGUGUCUUUGAGUAUGUGGCCCUGCAAGACGCCCAAAUGCACAACGGGACCUUCAGGUCACUGCUCGCAGCCAUCAAAGAUCCCCAGGCGCAGGCAAAGUACCGGGAGAUUGACGCCCAGUGGCAGGCAGGGCAGCUGGCCGUACCGUGCGUCUGGUCUCGCCGGAUGGGGCUUGUGAAGCUCGCAGAUGGUGUCCUCGUGUACUCACCGGUGGAGUUGUUGCCUGACGUGAGGUCGGCUUUACAACGGCUUGGCGGCGUGACGACCAUUGUGCUACCCAAUCGUGAGCACGCGAUUCACUGGGAGAGCUGGAACAGGGCUUGGCCCAACGCCCACGUGAUUCUCCCUCAGGGAAUCCAUCUCCCCAGUUGGGCAAAUCCGCUGGAGGUGGGUCCAGGAGCGAUCCCUGAGGCAGUGAAGAAGAUCUUGCAGGAUUUUAGCAUCGAGGUCAUUGGCCAGACAGGCUUUCCAGAAGUGGUCCUGCAGCACCAGAGCUCUGGGACGCUGCUCACCUCAGACUUUGUCUACUUUGGCUCUAAGGAUAAGAAGGACAUGAGUGGCCGGCCGCAAGUUGGUGCAUGCACAGACCUCUACUACGAUGCCUUCGUGCGCCCGGGCCCGUCGGACGUGCUGCUGCCAACAUACCGCCUGGGGCUCUCAGAGGUGGACAAGAGGAACAUUUCUCAGAGCUUGCAGCGCAUCCUAGCCUGGGGCCCGCGCCAGAUCUUGAGCGCCCAUGCUGGCAGGGUCUCAAGCGGUGGAAAGGACGAGGCUGCCGCCAUCUUGAAAGGAUCCUGGAGCUGGUGCGAGACUCAGGUGGCUGAACCCACGCUUCUGAUGUUGUGA